Molecule: messenger RNA, 3872 nt
Organism: Gallus gallus (chicken)
Lineage: Eukaryota; Metazoa; Chordata; Aves; Galliformes; Phasianidae
Gene: VEPH1
Product: ventricular zone expressed PH domain containing 1
Exons: 17
Coding region: 748-3450 (900 amino acids)
Biological process (GO): regulation of signal transduction
Cellular component (GO): plasma membrane
Molecular function (GO): phosphatidylinositol-5-phosphate binding
Source: RefSeq, a predicted model, not a curated record
AUAUCAAAGCUCCGAGCAUUUUCGCUCAAGCUGCUGCCCCAGUUAAGCUUUGUGAAGAAUUCGUUCUGAUCUGUUUUUGAGUUUCUGGAGUUGGGGGAAACGGAGAGAAGAUAUUUGUUUGCUUGAUUCCACAUGACAACUCCAGGGUAACUGAAUAGACUGUACGGUUGGUUUGACAAGGCUGCGCCCGCGCCAACAGCCUCACAUACCAGAGACCGGGGGAUGGAAGGGGAACUGACAGCCCUAAUGGAUUUUAUCAGAAUUUCUCUAAAGACCAACAAUUUGCCUUCAAUUAUUAAUGUUUUUCCGAGGUUUCUCUUCUGAGAGGCAUCCCAAGCACUUUGUACCAUCCAGUGUGUAGAGCAUGGCAGCACGUCUGUGAGGCUGCUUUAGUCUGCAUUCCUGAGAUGCUUUACUCCUGGCACUGCAAUUAACAGCUUCGGGUUCACUGCCCGCCACCGGAUUCCCUGCUUGCCACCCGUGCCCUUGGAUAUCUCACAGGAGAGCAAAGCAAAUAGGCUUUGUUUCAAAGAAUGCAACAUUGCACCCGCAGAUAUCACUGAGGAUGCCGUUGUGGAGUUGUGAGCAGAUUGUGGCUGAGGAAGUAAGUCUUGAAAUAUGCCACGGAUUUAUUCUUCGUGUUGAACGGAUGGCUGAUGGACAGGACUGUUUCCAUUCUGCCCUCAUCUAACUCCUUAGAGCACAUGGUGCGUGCAGAGGCCUGGCUGAGUGGCUGCAGGUGCCGCCAUGCACCAUCUCUUUGGGCUGGUUUUGGCACAAAGGGACCUUUCACGUGCAGGGGAUCUUUUCUCCUUGGAUGAUGCUGAAAUCGAAGGAAGCCUCUCCGAAGCUCUUGAACAAAUAAGGAUAAUUAGUUCAUCUGCUGACUACCAAACCAAUGACAAUGACCAGGCCGUUGUGGAAAUCUGCAUCACCCGCAUCACCACCGCCAUCAGGGAGACAGAGUCCAUAGAGAAGCAUGGGAAGGCCCUGGUGGCUCUCUGGGAGUCGUGUCUGGAGCACAAUCUGAAGCCUUCUGGCAAAGACGAGGACACGCCGCAUGCGAAAAUUGCAUCUGAUAUCAUGAGCUGCAUCUUGCAGAAUUACAGCCGCCCUUCGGUGAUGGCCUUGGCUGUCCCAGUGGCAGUGAAGUUCCUUCAGAGGGGCAAUAAGGAGCUGUGCAGAAACAUGUCGAGUUACCUCUCCCUGGCUGCCAUUGCUGAAGCAGAGCUGCUGGCUGAUCACACAGAUGCCAUCGUCAAAAGUGUCCUUCAAGGGAACUCACUGCUGCUGCGUGUCCUGCCUGCCCUAUAUGAGAAGCAGCCACAGCCAAUGGUGCACCACCUGCCUGAGCUGCUGGCACUGAUGGGCCACCUGCAGCCAGCCGAGCAGCACCACCUCCUGCGGCUGCUCCAGCUCAUGGCACGGAGGAAAGAGCUCGGGGUGCUGAAAGAGUGUAUUCCGUGUCUACUGGGGCUUGUAAGAGACCCCAACCACAGUGACAUUAUCCUAAACAUCCUGACAGAAGUAUCUGGCUAUGACCCAACAGCCUUGGCUGAGUUUCUUCCAGAGCUAAAAGAAAUUGGUGAGAGUUUCCCACAUUUGGUUGGGCAAAUGGCAAAGAUCUUUGGGGCUGUUGGACACGUUGAUGAGGAGCAAGCCAGGAAGUGCCUGAUGUAUUUGGUGGACCAGCUGGCCAACAUGGAGCACUCUUUUCACCACAUCCUUUUGCUGGAAAUUAAGAGUCUCACUGACACGUUCUCUGGCAUCCUGGGCACACAGAGCAGAGACAUCUACCGCAUGAGCAACAGCUUCAGUGCCAUAGCCAAGCUCCUGGUGAGGCAACUGGAGAGCAGCAGCACACCAUUAGCCAGGACAGAAAAUGAUACCGACACAGAAUCCCCUGUACCACUGGGCAAUCUGAAAUCUGUUGUGAAUGGAAAUGAAGAAGAUGAAAAACUUCAAGUGAAAAUACAGGCUUUUGAAGAAAAAAUAACUAUCGACGCCAGUACCCCUGGCUCAGUGAGAAGAUACAGCCUAGGCCAGGUUUCUAAAGAAGAAAGGAAGGAUAUGAGAUUUAACAGGUCCAAGAGCCUGGCUUUGCAUGCAGUCCGCAUGAAGGGGGUGAACGCAGACAGCGGGCAAGAUGAGGAGAAUGGGGACGUAACUGCUGGGAUCUCCUUCACUGAGAUCUACAUCAGGCAAGAAAAUGACAAGUUGCCUUUUAGUGUUGAUGCUGAAGAAAUGCAACUGGGAAAUUCCUUGGUUUCACACCAGAGUAUCGAUUGCACAGAACUGGAAGGUUCUCCAGCACCUGCUGGAGGAGAGGCCCAGGAAGGAAGCACGGAGGUGGGGAAGGGUCCUGCGGAGUGCCAUGACAAGCUCUACCUGCACUUGAAGGAGAACCUGGGUAAAGUGAAAGCAUAUGUCAUGGAGAUGGGGAGGAGGAUUCCUGUCCCUGACCAUUGUGUUAUUGAAGAUACCGUGAGAAGCUGCGUAGCAAAGCUGUUCUUCAGCUGUCCCCUGAAGGGCCACUACUGCCUCUACAGCAAAUCCAGCUUCACACUGCUCAGCCCGCAGCCUCCACUGUGGAUCCACAUCAUGUUCCUCUUCCAGCAGAGCCUGUUUGCAGAACCUUUGUCAAUGCAGAGUAGUCCAGUGCAAGUCCUCAAGGCCCUAUGGGAGAAGACGCAGCUCAAGGGGACGCACAGUUUUGAAACUGCCAUGAUCCAGUCUACAUUCCCACACCAAAAGGCCCAGGAUCUGGACCACGUGCAGAUGCACCUGGAAGAAGUGAGGUUCUUUGAUUUAUUUGGCUACAGCGAGGAGGCAGGAGCCUGGCAGUGCUUCAUGUGCAACAACCCUGAGAAGGCAACAGAGGUGAACCAGGACGGGCAGCCGCUGAUGGAAGGCAAGCUGAAGGAGAAGCAGGUCCGCUGGAAGUUCAUCAAGAGGUGGAAAACUCGCUACUUCACCCUCGCUGGCAACCAGCUGCUCUUUCGGAAAGGAAAAUCCGGCAACUCUGCUGAAAUUUCUGUGAAAUCAUUUGGAAGUGACACCGGUGUGACUCAGAGACAAGUUCACUGCUGGUCAUGGAUGAGCAGAAGGACGACCCCGACGACUGCCCCAUUGAGCUCAGCAAGGUGCAGAGCGUCAAAGUGGUGGCCAAGAAGCGCCGGGACCGCAGCCUGCCCCGGGCCUUCGAGAUCUUCACAGACAGCAAGAGCUACGUCUUCAAGGCCAAGGAUGAGAAGAGCACGGAGGAGUGGCUGCAGUGCAUCAACGUCGCCGUCGCGCGGGCCAAGGAGAGGGAGAGCAGAGAGGCCACCACGUACCUGUAGGGCUGCAGUGCUGAGCACCCCACUGCUCUGCACCCUCCGUGGGCUGCCCGGGGUGGUGGGCAGCUGCUGGGACAUGGGAGGCUGUGGGGUGGCCACACGUUGGCUGUAACGCUGCCAGAGGACCCAAGUGCAGGUCUGCGUGCAGGUAGAGAUGUAGCUGCCGUGUCCACGUGCAGAGUGCAGCUUUUCCUUCAGCCUGAUUGCCUCAGAGCUGGGAGAUGUGGCUGGAAAGCAGCCCGGGUCCAAUCCUGCAGCCUGGGUAUCCGUGGCCUUGGCUUCCUGCUGCAAAACGAUCGUCCUGCUCCUUAUUGAACCCCAGCGCCCCUCACCUUUUCCCCAUCCCUACGAAUAAAAAUCACAGUUGCUUCUCCCUUCAGGUCAGAGAUGGGGCCAUUUGAAAGAUUUAACUCUCGUUAAUGUGUGUGCAGAAACAUACACUGAAAUAUUUCAGUGUUUUGGUUUCUCGCCUCCUUCUCCCGCUUUGCCCCCAUCUGAAACCAAACAUAAUUUUAAAAAAAUCGCUGUCCUUUC